GAGGGUGCCGGCGGCCGCGAGCGCGGAGCCAGCGAGGCCGUGCGACCGCGCCUGGAUAGGGGCCGGCGGCCUCAGCCCGGGCGGCGGCAUCCCUCGGCACCCCGGGCCCUUCCUCCCGAUCUGGCUGCACGCCGCCCCGCCCUCUGCGCCCCACUUCUCCUACCAUCUUUGCCGAACCUGCCUGCCUCUGCCCGGUCCCUGGGCGCUGGAUCCAGCCCAGGCCGGCGGCAGCUGUUGCUCGCGUGGCUGCCUCGCCUCCUGUCCUGGGGCUCUGCUGGGGCCCCGCAGGAGCCGGGCGCGCUGCGGGCCGGGAGGGAGGCGCCGCUCAGCCCGACCUCCUCUGGUUCCUCCUGGCGCCGCUGGUGCUGCUCCGUGCGCACCCCACACCCCGCCAGCCGCACCUCGGGACUCCCAGUACUGAGUUAAACAGAAGUGGCUAGAGCCGGCGUCUGUCCAGAGUUCCUGAUCUUAACAGGCACACGGCAGACUGGGACCCCCGUGCCGCCCAGCCGUGGGCAUGCCGGGGACCGAGGAACACAGCUGAAAGACGCCCGAGUACUCCCCGCCUUUUGCAAACUCCAGAAGACCAUCUCUUCGGAUUCUGGAAUUUUCCACGUCGCCACUGAGACUCUGCUUGAAUGUUUACCUUCCCCGCGGGCUCUCCCAGACGUCGCUCUCGAGCGUCCACCUUUCGGUAAAACGUGCGCGGGCUGAGCCGGCUCGGCGGGCCGGCAUGGCCAGGAUGAGGUCGGUUGGCGCAGCCUCCCGCCUGGUGCUGGGCCUGCUGAUGACUUCCUUCUCCGGAUCUUCCCUGCAAAGCAGUGAGUGCCCGCAGCUCUGCGUGUGCGAAAUCAGGCCCUGGUUCACCCCACAGUCCACGUACCGGGAAGCCACCACCGUGGACUGCAACGACCUGCGGCUGACGCGGAUCCCCGGCAACCUCUCCAGCGACACGCAGGUGCUGCUCCUGCAGAGCAACAGCAUCGCCAAGACGGCGGACGAGCUGCAGCAGCUGUCCAACCUGACGGAGCUGGACUUCUCGCAGAACAACUUCACCAGCAUCCGGGAGGUGGGGCUGGCCAACCUGAGCCAGCUCACCACGCUGCACCUGGAGGAGAACCAGAUCUCGGAGAUGACGGACUACUGCCUGCGGGGCCUCGGCGGCCUGCAGGAGCUCUACGUCAACCACAACCAGAUCAGCGCCAUCUCCGCCAAGGCUUUCGCCGGCCUGAGAAACCUGCUGAGGCUGCACCUGAACUCCAACAAGCUGAGAGUGAUCGACAGCCGCUGGUUCGACUCGACGCCCAACCUGGAAAUCCUCAUGAUCGGGGAGAACCCGGUGAUUGGGAUUCUGGACAUGAACUUCAAACCCCUCUCCAACCUGAGGAGCCUGGUUCUGGCGGGAAUGUAUCUCACCGAGAUUCCCGGCAACGCCCUGGUGGGCCUAGACAGUCUGGAGAGCCUGUCUUUCUAUGACAACAAAUUGGCCAGGGUCCCCCAGCUCGCGCUGCAGAAAGUCCCCAACCUGAAGUUCUUAGACCUGAACAAAAACCCCAUCCGCAAGAUCCAGGAAGGGGACUUCAGGAACAUGCUGCGGCUGAAAGAGCUGGGGCUCAACAACAUGGGCGAGCUGGUGUCCGUGGACCGCUACGCGCUCGACAACCUGCCCGAGCUCACCAAGCUGGAGGCCACCAACAACCCCAAGCUGUCCUACAUCCACCGCCUGGCGUUCCGCAGCGUCCCCGCCCUGGAGAGCUUGAUGCUCAACAACAACGCCCUGAACGCGGUCUACCAGAAGACGGUGGAGUCCCUGCCCAACCUGCGCGAGAUCAGCAUGCACAGCAACCCGCUGCGGUGCGACUGCGUCAUCCGCUGGGUCAACUCCAACAAGACCAGCAUCCGCUUCAUGGAGCCCCUGUCCAUGUGCUGCGCCCUGCCGCCCGAGUACCGGGGCCAGCAGGUGAAGGAGGUCCUCGUCCAGGACGCCGGGGAGCAGUGCCCCCCCAUGAUCGCCCACGACGCGCUCCCCAGCUACAUGAAUGUGCAGGUCGGCACGACGGUCCUGCUGGACUGCCGGGCCAUGGCCGAGCCGGAGCCCGACAUUUACUGGGUCAGUCCCCUGGGAAGCAAGAUAACCGUGGAAACGCUUUUGGACAGGUACAAGCUGAGCGGCGAAGGCACCUUGGAGAUACCUGACGUACGAACGGAAGAUUCGGGAAGGUACACCUGUGUCGCCCAGAAUGUCGAAGGGGCAGACACUCGGGUGGUGACAAUUAAGGUCAACGGGACCCUCCUGGAUGGCACCCAGGUGCUGAAGAUAUACGUCAAGCAGACAGAAUCUCACUCCAUUUUAGUGUCCUGGAAGGUCGACUCCAAUGUCAUGACGUCUAACCUGAAAUGGUCGUCCGCCACCAUGAAGAUCGACAACCCACACAUCACGUACACGGCCCGGGUCCCCGUGGACGUCCACGAGUACAACCUGACCCACCUGCAGCCUUCCACGGAUUAUGAAGUGUGCCUCACCGUGUCCAACAUCCACCAGCAGACUCAGAAGUCAUGUGUGAACGUCACCACCAAGAGCGCUGCCUUCGCCCUGGCCAUUUCCGAUCAGGAGACCAGCACCGCCCUGGCGGCCGUGAUGGGGUGCCUGUUCGCCAUCGUCAGCCUCGCGUCUGUGGCCGUGUACGUCGCCAAAAGGUUGAAGAGGAAAAACUACCACCAUUCAUUAAAGAAGUACAUGCAAAAGACCUCUUCCAUCCCGCUGAACGAACUGUACCCACCGCUCAUUAACCUCUGGGACGGCGACAACGAGAAGGACAAAGAGGGCUCUGCAGAGACCAAGCCACCCCAGGUGGACACGUCCAGAAGCUACUACAUGUGGUGACUCGGGGGGCGCUUUGCUUCUGGUAGCAAGGAGCACAAAGACGUUUUUGCUUUAUUCUGCAAAAGUGACGAGUGGAAGACUUUUGUAUCCUGACUCUGCUCGCCGGCGGCAGUGUGGAGAGGAUGGGUGGAUCUUUAGAUUUUUUUUUUUUUUUUAGUAGAGCGUAUCGCAAGAGUUUGACACAGCUGGCAGCGCCCCUGGGCUUCCAGGGUGUGUUGGGUUUUCUUAUCGUUAUUAUCAUUAUUAUGAUAUUAUUCUUUUGUCUUAGUUUUUGUGCUAAACUCAGCAAUGCUAUUCUGACUGCAGUGCUCAAUAAAAUGAUGAAUGACAGGUCGGGUCGCCUGUGCUUUUACCGGGAAGCGGCACCCCUUCCUCUGCAGCCGCCGGCAGAGAGCACCGUGUCCCCCCCAGCGGCCGACCUACAGGUGGGACGCGGCGCUGAACCUUCAGAGUGAUCGGCCUCCAGACUUUGAACCCCAGAAGCGGAGGCUCGACUCGCCGCCUCCUUUGAAUGACGUUAGUUGACUGUUCCGUAAUGUUGUACCAACUGAAUUAGAUGUUUGCCUUUGAACAACAACUUUUUUCUCUCUUUUCUUUUUGUAAUAGUUAAAGAGGCUUAGACCAAGCUAACAGGCAAUAGAAAUAUGUAUAUCAAAUUUUUUAAUGUAACAAACUACAUGUUAAUUGUUACUGUCUUCUUUUUACCUUUAGUAGACACUUUUAAAAGAAAAGACAAUAAUUUUGUUGUGUUUAACUCACCCACAUGCGGCGUAUAAUGAAGGCAGCACUAUAAUAAA
This is a messenger RNA of Artibeus jamaicensis (Jamaican fruit-eating bat), 3681 nucleotides long. It is a transcript of the gene LRRN1, whose product is annotated as leucine rich repeat neuronal 1. NCBI's taxonomy places the organism in Eukaryota, Metazoa, Chordata, Mammalia, Chiroptera, Phyllostomidae. The record is from RefSeq and is a predicted model, not a curated record. Gene Ontology annotation, molecular function: protein binding. The transcript has 3 exons. Bases 734 to 2884 code for a protein of 716 amino acids.